Caenorhabditis remanei is the source of this 1029-nucleotide messenger RNA. RefSeq lists its product as uncharacterized. Lineage: Eukaryota; Metazoa; Nematoda; Chromadorea; Rhabditida; Rhabditidae. The coding region runs from base 1 to 1029 and encodes 342 amino acids. The transcript is spliced from 3 exons. The record is from RefSeq and is a predicted model, not a curated record. Gene Ontology annotation, biological process: embryo development.
AUGACCACCCCAUUCCGUUUAUUCUUUCUUCCAUAUGUUCCUCUUAAACAAGUUUUGGAUAAUGUUGGACCGGAGACCUUAAUAAUCCUCUCCCUGUGCUCUUUGAGAUCAAAAAGUAUUGUAGUCUCCUACAAAGGUCCUUCCAAAAAUGUUCAACUCAAACUACACUUUGGAUCGGAGGAUAGUUUGGUAGGCUCGUAUGGGUCGGGUGAAUCCAUCCGUACAUAUAUACGGUUGACAGUGGAACAAACAGGGAAGCUUACAACGGAUGAGACACUGGAAACUGUAAGAAUCGGGAGUUUCGAGAAAGUUCCAGUGAAAAGGGAUUACAAUUUUAUGAAGGGAAAACAUAUAAAAACAUAUUGGGAGGAUCGGAUGACUGGAUUGGCGGCGAUUGGGGAUUACGGUAGAGAGAUAUUCAAUCGGGAUAUUUCUGAAGUGAUGAUUGGAGAGAAACAAGCAGAAGAUGAUCAUAGACGGGCGGCCGAGUGGGUUAAGAAUUCUCAAGGGACAAUUCAAAGUCUGCGUUGUAAUUUCAAACCAAAAAUCGAUAAAGAUCUGGAUUUUAUAUUGGAAAAUUUCAACUACACUAAGAAACUGCAUCUUGCUGUGGAACCAUCGCAUCACUAUAGUCCUGCGAAACUUCCAAACUUUCAAAUUGGCACUCUGGAUGUUUUCUUUAGUUUUUGGAUUAAACAGGAGCAUUUAUUGAAAAUGGACUGCAAGACAGUCACUUUGCACGCACCGCAAUUGAGAAACCAAGACUUCAAUGUGUUUUUGAAACACUGGUUGGCUGGAGGGUGUUCCAAAGUGAAAGAUUUGAGUGUUGGUGUUUCAGAACUAUUUGAUUAUCAAAUUGUGUUUGACGGUGUGGAUUUUGUAGAAAGAGAAAGCGAUUUGGAAAGGGUUUUUGUCGAUGAAGAUGGCACUGAUUAUACUAUCAUGGGAGGCUACGAUGUGAAGCGAUCAAAUAUCACGGCGACUAUCACCAAACAAUCCUCAAGUCAUUUUUGGUUUAUUGUUUGGUAG